GUUGGGAUUGUCUUGGUUCAGCACUGUCUUCGUGAGAAAACAACUGCCUGCCGUCCCUGCUAUUGGCUAGCCACCGCAGAUGGGACCUCAGCAGGAUCAAGGUCAACCGUGCCGCAGAGGGUGCUUUCCGCGGCGAGCCCCGAGGAGUGCGGGGCAGGUAUGCGUGGUAGUCCUGGUUGUGUGCUUCACCAGAUGUUUAGCUUUCCUUGCAGCUCAGAGUAGGAGCUUGACAGCCGUGCGGCCGCUGACAGCCCAGGCGCGGCCGCGGACCUCGUCCGCUGCCGCGCCCAGCCCCGAGACCAGCUCGACGGGCGAGGGCGGCGAGCCGAGCGAGAUGGAGGAGGACGCGCGGCAACGUGUGUCGGCGGAGCGCGUGGCUGCCCUGAAAGAUGCGAUCAACGAGGGUGAUCUUGGCAAGAUCCUUGAAGCUCUUGGAAUACCAAUUUGGCUCCUCCCCGCGAUCGAGGUGGUGAUUGGCGUUUUGGAGCUUGGUCUCAUCUACGCGGGCAUCAAGCUGCUUCCUCCGGAGACAUUUGGAUUUCUGCCCGAGGGAGUUCGGUGCCGCUCUUGGAGACAAGUGCAACCUCCAAAAUCAAACAUUGCAGUUGUUGACAACUUGGUUUGAAGGCGCCCACUGAAUGCUUUCUCAAUAGCAGGUCUUUAUUGCAGAUUGGAGUGACGGAUGCUUAAUCGGUUUCAUUAUUGUAAUUGUUGCUGAAAACAGACUUUUCACCUGCUCUUGGUUGGUGAGCAGUCUGUCACAGUGGAAGCUGGAGAAAUGCGAUGACAUUGAUUGAUAGCAGCGACUUCACUAGUGUUGAAACAUCGUGUGGCUGU
Molecule: messenger RNA, 837 nt
Organism: Durusdinium trenchii
Lineage: Eukaryota; Dinophyceae; Suessiales; Symbiodiniaceae
Source: the annotation of a GenBank genome assembly